This is a messenger RNA of Rhododendron vialii, 2947 nucleotides long. RefSeq names its product G-type lectin S-receptor-like serine/threonine-protein kinase SD2-5. Gene Ontology annotation, molecular function: protein serine/threonine kinase activity; ATP binding. Lineage: Eukaryota; Viridiplantae; Streptophyta; Magnoliopsida; Ericales; Ericaceae. The transcript has 2 exons. Gene Ontology annotation, biological process: protein phosphorylation. The coding region runs from base 296 to 2734 and encodes 812 amino acids. The record is from RefSeq and is a predicted model, not a curated record.
UCUCUCUCUCUCGUUGUUUCUACCCUCCUGUUUUAUCAAUCCUCCAACAUCAGUCUACCUGAAGUCCACCUCUCUCCACUCUCUCUCUCUCUCUUUCUCCGAGGAGAGAAAGUGGUGGCGUAUAGCAAAAGAGAAGAAAUCCAUCCGAUUCACUCUCUUUCUUUCUUUCUAUAUCUGAGGAAACAGCCGAGAACCCAUCUCUGGAUUGUGCACACCCACUUCUUUCUGGAUCAAUUUCAACCAAAGGAGGCAAUGUGGGGUAUCAUUUAGGCCAUUCCAGUCUGGGGAUGCAACCAUGGAAACUAAUGGUUUCUUCAAUUGCAUUAUUAAGUCCUUGUGUUUCUGUGCCCUCCUUGGGCUUGAUCUUUCUUCUGCCACAUCUCCGUACAUUGGCAAGAUUUAUCCAGGGUUUGAAGGGUCUCAAAUGAAUUGGGUCGAUCACAACGGUCUGUUUCUCCUGUCCAACAACUCUAUAUUCGCUUUAAGAUUCUACAAUGGUUUGGAUGUAGCUUCCUUUGUUUUGGUUGUCAUCCACAUGGGAAGUUCCAAAAUAGUUUGGACUGCCAAUAGAGGGUUGCUGGUUAGAAACACUGAUAAAUUCGUGUUUGAUAAGAAUGGGAAUGUUUACUUGGAAAAUGCGACAAGUGUAGUUUGGUCUACGGAUACGAAAGGGAAAGGAGUUACGUCCAUGGAAUUGCUGGACACGGGGAAUUUGGUUUUGGUUGGGGAUAAUAAGAAAAUCCUUUGGCAGAGCUUUAGUCAUCCCACCGAUACCCUUUUAUCUGGUCAGGAAUUUGUUGAAGGGAUGAGGCUGAAGAGUUUCCCUUCCCAACAUAAUUUGAAUCAUUAUCUUGAGAUCAAGUCAAAUGACGUGAUCCUGUAUGCAGGAUAUCGAACUCCACAAGUUUACUGGUCUAUGGCGAAUGAUAAUGGGACAGCCAUCAAAGAAGCCAAUGGAACAAUAUUUUCUGCUUCCAUAGUUGCCAACUCAUGGAAUUUCUAUGAUCGAAACAAAACCCUUGUUUGGCAGUUUAGAUUCUCACCAUUCAAUGAUGUGAAUGCAACUUGGGCUGCUGUUCUGGGCACAGAGGGGUCAGUCUCUUUCAUAAAUCUUGAGAGGGGAGCAAUGCCUGGACCUCCGCCAUUGAAAAUUCCAAAAAAUUCCUGUGGCACUCCUGAGCCUUGUAAUCCAUUUGUUGUGUGUAGUUUUGACAUCCGAUGCCAGUGCCCUUCAGCUCUCAGAUCUCAUCCUAAUUGCAUGCCCCAGCUUGACAUCUCAUGUAAUAGCUCACAAAGUGUGGUUGAGAUGUUAUAUAUUGGCGAAAAACUUCAUUAUUUUGCACUUGGAUUUGUUGUACCCGUUUUGAAAACUCAUUUGAAUGGUUGUAAAGAAGCCUGCAUUAGAAACUGCUCAUGCCGGGUGCUAUUCUUUGAGAACACAUCGGGCAAUUGCUUUCUGUUCGAUCAGAUAGGAAGUUUACAACGCGCUGACUCUGGUUCUUCUGGUUUCACUGCAUAUAUCAAGGUUCAGAUUGGAAAUGGGACGAAAGGGAAGAAGCAUGUUGCAUCUAUUGUGAUUAUAUCGGUUUUGACGGUAAUAGCUAUUGUAGUUCUACUCUACAUAGGAUUCCGAUUAGUCCUCAGAAAGGAUAAACUACCUGAACCCUCUCAAGAGACCUCCGAAGAGGAUAAUUUCUUAGACAAUGUCUCCGGAAUGCCUGUACGCUUCAGUUACAAUGAUCUUUGUAGUGCAACAAAAGACUUCUCUGAGAAGCUUGGCCAAGGAGGAUUUGGUUCAGUGUACCAAGGAUUGCUUAGAGAUGGGACCAAAGUGGCAGUGAAAAAACUGGAGGGCAUUGGGCAAGGGAAGAAAGAGUUUAGAGCUGAAGUAAGCAUCAUAGGAAAUAUCCAUCACGUCCAUCUGGUCAAGCUCAAAGGCUUUUGCGCUGAGGGGAGCCACCGGCUUCUUGUUUACGAAUACAUGGGUAAAGGGUCUUUAGAUAAAUGGAUCUUCACGAAGAUACGAGACGGUAAUAUAUUGGAUUGGGAGAAGAGAUUCAAUAUUGCUUUGGGGACUGCAAAAGGAUUGGCCUAUCUCCAUGAAGAAUGCGAUGUCAAGAUUGUCCACUGUGAUAUCAAACCUGAAAAUGUUCUCCUUGAUGAUAAUUUCCUCGCAAAAGUUUCAGAUUUUGGUUUGGCGAAGCUAAUGGGAAGGGAACAAAGCCAUGUAUACACGGUAGUUAGGGGCACAAGAGGGUACUUAGCACCAGAGUGGAUAACAAACCAUGCCAUAUCAGAAAAGAGUGAUGUCUACAGUUUUGGUAUGGUUCUUUUGGAGAUCAUUGGGGGAAGAAAGAACUACAACCCAGGUGAGAUUUCAGAGAAAGCCCAUUUUCCGUCUUAUGCCUUAAAAAUGAUGGAAGAAGGAAAACUGGAAGACAUCAUUGAUCCGAAUCUUGAUAUUGACAAGAAUGAUGAAAGGAUUAUUGCUGCAAUGAAGGUUGCUUUGUGGUGUAUACAGGAUGACAUGCAUAUGAGACCACCGAUGAGUAAAGUGGUCCAAAUGCUCGAAGGUCUUUGCGCAGUGCCUGAGCCCCCUGCCUUAGUUCAAAUGAGUUCUCGCCUUUAUUCAAGUUUCUUCAAAUCUAGUAGCGAAGAGGGCACUUCCUCGGGGUUAUCGGUUAUGGAUAGUGUUGCGCUACUCCCAGAUGUUGAACUAUCUGGGCCACGAUGAUUGAAGCCAUUGUUGAAGAUGUUCUUUUGGACGUCGUCUGUUGUCUCCACAUACCUUCGAGCCAUGAGAUAUGUCAACUUUUUAUGCCUACGUGUACUUCUAUGUUUUGAGCUCGAGUCUCAAGCUCCGUGAUAGUUGCCACUAUAGAAAAUUUCAGAAUGUCGAUUAGAUGAUUUAUUUGACAAUGAAUAAUUGAUCUUGGUUUCUGCCCUA